Cutaneotrichosporon oleaginosum is the source of this 800-nucleotide messenger RNA. RefSeq lists its product as uncharacterized. The record is from RefSeq and is a predicted model, not a curated record. Lineage: Eukaryota; Fungi; Basidiomycota; Tremellomycetes; Trichosporonales; Trichosporonaceae.
GUUUCUGUCUCAAUCCCAGUUCAAGGUCAACAUUAGCACCCAGCAAGCAUUUACCCCCGCCGGCCGAACCUCCACCUCCACCUGCCACCGGAGAGACGUCAUGGCCGACCCCGACCUCCGAUCUCCGACAUCGACAACACACUCACCAUGUCCUGGCUCAGCUCUCCGCCAUCCAAGCCUGAUGCGGCACUGUCGUCUGAUUUCACUGAGCCGAGCGCUGAGGGUGCGCUUGGUAUGGACACCCUCCACGACGCCGCAGCCCCCACCGCGCCGCCCCAACCCAAGAUCCGGUCAAUGGACGACCUGCGCCGCCUGAACCGCCGCGCCACGCAAGAGGGGAUGUAUGCUGGCGUGUUGGGCGGCGGAGUGAUGGCGUUCAUCGGCAAGCGCUUGGGACUAAGCAAGAAUGGCCUCGUGCUGACCUUCAUCUUGGGCGGCACAGGCAUCUCCUUUCUGACCACGCGUACGAUCAUCAACUCCUCGUUGGGGGAACAUUAUGCGCAGCUGCGAGCGGCGCAAGCUGCGCGGACAGGCAAUUUGCUGGGGGACGGCGCGGUGGGUGACGCGAGGCCGGUCGAGCUCGAGGAGCGAGUUGACGCACGCGCGCAGCUCGCGCGAGACCUCAGCGCCAUUGGAGGCCCGCGCGAGCGAACACGCUGGACAAAGGGCCGCGGGCUCGACGGCGAGGUCGAGGAGGAGGCCGAGCUGCGGGAUACAUACCACCGACCCGGGGUGCCGCGGAACAUCUGAUGCAUCAUCAUGCUUUGAGGCACGGCUCGAUCGUCGCCUCUGAGCUACUG